Messenger RNA from Mucor velutinosus, 2550 nucleotides. RefSeq lists its product as uncharacterized. Gene Ontology annotation, molecular function: 1-phosphatidylinositol 4-kinase activity. The transcript has 4 exons. Gene Ontology annotation, cellular component: plasma membrane; trans-Golgi network; lysosomal membrane. The coding region runs from base 1 to 2550 and encodes 849 amino acids. Gene Ontology annotation, biological process: Golgi organization; phosphatidylinositol phosphate biosynthetic process; endosome organization. NCBI's taxonomy places the organism in Eukaryota, Fungi, Mucoromycota, Mucoromycetes, Mucorales, Mucoraceae. The record is from RefSeq and is a predicted model, not a curated record.
AUGUUUAAGCGUCAUCGCCCUGAAACGGGUACGGGUGAUUACAGUCGACUAGAGCAGCACGACGAAGAAGAUGAAGCGUAUUACAGCGAACAGACACUCCACCAUCCAAAUUCAGUGCUGGUAGCAAAUCAUCAUGGCCACUGUAACGUAGUACCUUUAUUAUCCCAAAACAUGCCUGUAGCAUCAACAACUCCACAUCACUCUCCACCACACUCACCGCGAGCUUCGUUCUCUGCUGCCACCCAUGUCACGCGUCGAUUCUUCCAAACAAGAUUACCCAUCGUAUUCAGAAAGGACAUGGCAUCCACUGCUUCAUUUUCUUCGUUACCCCCUGUGAUCAUUGCAGAUCUUCAGAAUGGCAACAUACCAGAGAUAGCUCAGCAAGACGAAUCAGGCUCAAAGAACGACCAGGGCUGGACCAUCAUACACAGGCGACGGUUCAGGGGAAAGCACGGCAUUGGUGAAAGCAGACAUCCCAACUCAUCCAGUAGCUCUGCCAUGGAAGUGAUGAUUGACGAGGAAAUUGACCCCUCUGAUCAGGUUACGUGCUCUGUGUUUGUGAAAUGGCAGCCCGAGAGUGGAUCACAAGAUCAGCAACCACAGCCUUAUACCAUGACCAUGUCACCUUUAUUCGCCAACAAAGAGGAAGAACAAGCUGAACAACAGGAUGUGCGGUAUUUUCAAGAUCCUAUACCUGAAACAGAAGAGAGAUUCAAAGAGAUUGUUCAGUCUGUGAGAACGGCUAUCGAAAACAACAUGCAGCCCACUCGUAUCAGUCAAGGCUCCAGUGGAUCUUACUUUUGCAGAAACUCGUCGGGUAAGAUUGUGGGCGUGUUCAAGCCAAAGAAUGAAGAGCCAUAUGGCCGUCUGAAUCCAAAGUGGACAAAGUGGAUCCAUCGUCAUUUGUUUCCAUGCUUCUUUGGUAGAUCUUGCUUGAUCCCCAACUUGGGCUAUCUGUCUGAAGCAGCCGCUUCUCUCAUUGAUAGAAAACUGGGCACCAUGGUGGUCCCUUACACAGAUGUUAUUCACAUGUCAUCGCCAAGUUUUCACUAUGACUAUCUAGAUAGGCGUUCUCAGCAUGGACUACCACCCAAAAUUGGCAGUUUUCAAUGCUUCCUCACAGACUACAAGGAUGCCACUGUGUUCUUUAGAGACUAUCCUUACCAUGACUAUGAAUAUGCUGAGAGUAGAGCCAUGAGCAGAAGCUCUGUAUGGGGCGGCUGUCUUGGUAGAAACGACGACCUCGAUGAAGACAAUACCGUGCUGUAUAACAUGAGCCAUCAAGUACAGCAAGAAGAAGAAGACAGUGAUCAUACACAAGUCGCCACCACACCCAUGCCAUCCACACCCACGACAACGACCACCUCCAACACAUACCCUCAUGAUACCACCACACAUAGUAAAUUCAGCAAGAAACCACACAAAAAGACCAGCCAUCAAGAGUUUAGAUGGACACAUCCGUUACAAAAGCAGUUUCGUCGUGAAUUUGAGCAAUUGGUCAUACUGGAUUAUCUCAUCCGUAACACAGACCGUGGAUUGGACAAUUGGAUGAUCAAAUACUGUCCCCCCAAAGCGCCUAAAAGCAGCCAUCACCAUCAGUAUCAGCAUCAUCAUAACCCUCCGUCCUCCGCAUCUUCAUCGUCCAGCAGCAGUUGCAGUAGUCAUUGCGCAAAUGACGAUGAUCAACUCAACAAACAAACAUCUUCCAAGCAGCAGCCACAAUUACAAGAACGAAAGGGACAUAUCCACGUUGCAGCUAUUGAUAAUGGACUUGCAUUUCCCUACAAACAUCCAGAUCAAUGGCGCUCUUACCCUUAUGGUUGGAUCGCUAUGCCUGAUACACUUGUCAGCCGACCCUUUUCAGAGGCUACACGCAAACAAUUCUUGCCCAUUCUGUCAGAUCCUCUGUGGUGGCGAGACACAGUGAGAGAAAUGCGUGCCUUGUUUGAAUUGGAUGACGAUUUUGAUGAAAAGAUGUUUCAAAAGCAAAUGGCAGUACUCAAGGGACAAGGAUACAACAUUAUUCGUACACUCAAGGAUCCAGCUGCAGGGCCUAUUGAUCUGGUUGCUAUGCAACGCGUGGUGAUCAAUCAAGAGGAAGUGUUGAUUGAGUAUGAUGAUCGAAUUUUGCAGAGCAGAGGCUUGCAUUUACAGACACCUGCUUCCAAUCCACCCACAUCAUCCUCUGCUGCAGCGAUGGAUAUCUCGGAUGCCUUGCCUGCCAAGAAGAACGCUCAAAGACUUAGUGGUAGCAGAAGAUUGCGUACACAGCGAUCCACAUCAUUUGAUGUUAUUUCGACCGCAAGUUCGCCAUUUUACGACGAUGAGGAGGAUGAGGAGGAGGAUGUGGAUCUUGAAGCAGGCUAUUUCCCGCCAAUGACUGCUGUUGCUGCAACAACUGCUCGGCAAGAAAGAAAAUGGAAGGAUAAGCUCAAGGAUGGAUUAUCCAUGGAUCUAGGAGGUGCUGGCUUGUUUGGCAAAAAGAAGAAAAAGAAGAGAAGAGGAACAGCAAAAGCCGAAAAGGGUUACUGUUGUCAUGGAAACCAUUGA